UUAACAAUAAACCUGGUUAUCACGGAAGAAAUAAUUACGUCGUUGGGCAAACACCAGUACAGAAUUGGAAAGAAAAAAUCAUUCCUACGAAAAAAAGUAAGACAGAUUUUAUCAAUCCGCACAAUCUUUACUACAAAUGUUAUUCAAUAUAUGUUGCAAAGAAAUAAUAUAGGAUAAUUAUUAUCUUCGUGACGUCGUUUCUAGCUAGUUUGUAGUAAUCUUUGCUUGUAUGUUAGGCGUAUUAACGACAGUUAGAACAGUUUUGGCGCAAAAAAUAUUAGUUCUCGAAAUUUUUACUCUGAAUAUCCCUUACUUUUGGUUACCAAAAAAAAAAUCUAUCCUCCCCAAAUAUUUUUUUGAAGAAAAUUACCAACACCCCCUUCUCAAUAAAUAAAAAUAACAGUUCUUUUUUUGGUUACUCUUAAAAAGUUUGAUCAAUAUUAUUUUAAAAAAUACUGCAAAGGAAGGGCGGCGUAGAAUGAGUCAGCGGUGUGCCAGAGCAAAAAUAAAUUAGUAUCAGCACGUACUUCUAUCAAUACCUAACACCAUUAAGGCCAAUUAAUAAUGUUGACGAAAUGUAUACACCGAGCAGAGACACGUGUCUCUGUGUUAAGUUCUAAAAAUAUAGCUUUUUGCAAUAUUAUAGAUCCAACAUCAAGUUUAAAAAUAACGCAAGCCACAACUACUAAAAUCUCACAAGACAGCUCAACAAAAGCAAUAUCUUCUUCAACAUCGAGAAUAAAUACACAACCAACAUCUUUUAUGUUGGACAUAAAAUCAAGUCGACUUAUAGAUCCAACAUCAAGUUUAAAAGUAACACAAGCAACAAAUACUAAAAUCUCACAAGACAGCUCAACAAAAGCAGCAUCUUCUCCAACAACGAGAAUAAAUACACAACCAACAUCAUUUAUGUUGGACAUAAAAUCAAGUCAUGUUAUAGAUCCAACUACUCAAAUCCAACAAUACAGCAGCAGGAAGGCAGCAUCUUUAGCACCAUCGAAAAUGAAAUCAAAAUUCAAACCUACUGCGAUUUCAAAUAUAAAAUCAAGUCAUAUUACACUUAUCAGAACAAUAAGAGGAGUAUCAACGCAAGAAAUUACAUCUAUUGAACAAACAGCUUCCCUCAGUAAGUCUGAAGUAAGGCAAUCAGCAAAAACAAACGAAGGAAUGCAUACUUCAACUACCCAAGUUGACAAAACAACAUCGACAAAACAUAAAACGUUAAACACUGUAAUAAAAUCCACACUGUUACCUUCUGUAAAUACCAUCAUCACUACAUCAAAACAACGAAUAAUGGAGUCUCCAGUUCUGCAAACAUCGUCCUUGCCUUUUGUUUCGAGUGUGCAACCGUCCACAUCAGUGCCGAACACAGUAACUAUAACCAUGAAAACGACAAUUACUAAAACAAUAACCACAACAAUAACAGAAUGUAAAGCUGUACCAGAUUCUGCUGCAAUACGUUUCACUGCACUAGCUGGAAACACAACUGCAACAUCAAUUGCAAACAUAUUUCCAACGUCAGUCGCAAACAUAUCUGCUAGUCGAAAAGUAGAUAUGUUUUCGCUUGUUGUUGCAAAUGAUUAUAUGGACGAAUCACCACAGAGAUUAACAUCAUCCAGCGCCGGAUCCGAAGGUAACUUCUUUUCUUGUAUAAAUGUGUUACUACAGAUCGCCAUUCAAACACAGUUCUUCCUAUCUCCAUACCUAUAUACAUAGUUUUUUUAUAAACAUUUGAUUUUUUGCACUUCUCUCAAAAU
Molecule: messenger RNA, 1757 nt
Organism: Hydractinia symbiolongicarpus
Lineage: Eukaryota; Metazoa; Cnidaria; Hydrozoa; Anthoathecata; Hydractiniidae
Exons: 1
Coding region: 565-1716 (383 amino acids)
Source: RefSeq, a predicted model, not a curated record